This is a messenger RNA of Psylliodes chrysocephalus, 1460 nucleotides long. The record is from the annotation of a GenBank genome assembly. NCBI's taxonomy places the organism in Eukaryota, Metazoa, Arthropoda, Insecta, Coleoptera, Chrysomelidae.
CAAGUAUAAUUCAAAACAUUAAAAAGAAGAAAUCCAAACUAACCUCUAUUUGCUUGGGUUCGACAGUUCACAUUUCGGCUUUUAACAAAAUAUAAACAAUUCUGGUUGGUGAUUGUGGAAACUUUAUUUAAUUAAAAAUGUCUGGUGGAAUGUUAUACGGUGGAGAUGAAAUUGGUGCCUUAGUAUUCGACCCAGGACACCAUUCUUUAAGAGUAGGAUACGCUCAAGAAGACACCCCAAAAGCCGAAAUUCCAGCUAUCGUAGGCGUAGCACCUGAAGACGUGAAACUAGAACCUGAAGUUAAACCUGACGAUAGCAAUGUUUCCUCCAACACUGCUUCAAACAAGUAUUAUAUUGAUACAACAUAUCUCCAUGCCCCUAGACCAAACAUGGAACUGCAGAGUUACAUGAAAGAUGGCAUGAUCGAAGACUGGGACUUGUUUGAAAAAGUUAUGGACUAUUCAUAUAGUAAGAUUAUUCAAUCAGAAUCUCAAUUCCAUCCAGUCCUUUUCUCGGAAUCGCCUUGGAAUCAAAGACAAAAAAGGGAAAAACUGACAGAAAUAAUGUUUGAAAAAUAUAAAGUUCCUGCUUUUUUCUUGGUUAAAAAUGCUGCAUUGGCUGCAUUUGCCAAUGGCCGAGCUACAGCACUUGUCAUUGAUAGUGGUGCAACUCACACUACUGCCGUCCCAGUAUUAGAUGGUUACGUCAUAACCAACGCGGUCGUAAAAUCUCCACUAGGCGGCGACCUGCUGAUUCUCAGAGCCAGAGAAAUGUUGGAAAGUAUGGGUAUUGAUUUAACUCCAACACCACUAAUAGCUAGCAAAGAAAUCGGUCGCGAAAAGGAGAAACCUAAAUUCACCACAAAGAAGUUGCUGUUUCAACCUACCAAUUCUUGGACGACUUACAUGAUCAAAAGGACUGUUCAGGAUUUUCAACAGACAGUUUUGCAGGUCUCUGAGAAUCCGUAUGACGAGAGGUCAACGGCCAAUAUUCCUACAAUUCACUAUGAGUUUCCAACUGGAUACCAUCAAGAUUUUGGUUCAGAACGAUUUAAAUUAGCAGAAGGACUGUUCGAUCAUGCCAUGCUUGGGGCAGGUUAUAUAGCUGCAACCAGUGCAGGCAUGUGUGAUGUCGAUAUUAGACCUGCCCUAUACAGUUCAGUUGUACUAACUGGUGGUAAUUCAUUGGUACAGGGUUUCAGUGACAGACUAAGCAGAGACCUGUCUUCAAGAACGCCUGGUUCGAUGAGACUCAAGAUGAUAGCUGCCAAUGGUACGGUGGAACGUAGGUUUGGUGCUUGGGUUGGCGGAUCUAUUUUAGCUUCUAUCGGUACCUUCCAACAGAUGUGGGUGUCCAUGCAAGAGUACCAAGAAAUUGGUAAAACUCAGAUUGAUCGAAAGUGCCCUUAAGACAAAUAUUUUAAUUUUAAAAUUUGCUAUUUUUAUACUAGUGAAUAAGUA